AUGGCACUGAGGGAAUUCCUGCUCCUGGGAUUCUCGGAGGUCCGGGAGCGGCAGCUAGUCCACGCCGCGCUGUUGCUCCUGGCCUACCUGGUGGCCCUGAUGGCGGCCGCCUCCUGGUUCGGCGGGGGGCUGAAUGGAGUCAUCCACACCGCCAUGGCUUUCUCCCUCCCUUUUUGUGCCACCCACGCCAUCCGGCAAUUCUUUUGCGACACCCCUUCCCUCCUCCACAUCUCCUGUUCCAGAUGCUUCAUCUAUGAGCUCGCCAUUCUGGGCUUCAGCAUGUUCCUGGGCCUCUGCCGUUUCGUCGGCAUCAUCGUCUCGCUGUCCUCAGACCACAUGGCCAAUCACACAUUUGUGAUGGAAUUCCUCUUCCUGGGAUUCUCCGAGGCUGGAAGCUGCGAGAUGUCCUUCCUCACGACGAUGUGUUACGACCGCUACGAGGCCAUCUGCCACCCCCUGCGAUACAGCCUCAUCAUGGACCGAGGGUUCUUCUGCGACGCGCCCUCCUUGCUGAAGUUCUCCUGUUCAGAAACACACGUUGUCGUUGACGUCACCGUGGCCAUGGGCAAUGGCUUUGGUUUCGUCUCCUUCGAAUCUUCGCCCAUGCCAAGUACGUUUUCAGACUCCCCCCAGGCCCUGGACCUGCAGGUGUCCGUGUUUCACACCGUGCUGCCCCCCGCUGUGAACCCCCUCUUCUACAGCCUGAGGAACCGGGGCAUAAAAGCCGCCUUGAGGAAAAUCUGUGCCUGA
Molecule: messenger RNA, 750 nt
Organism: Tachyglossus aculeatus (Australian echidna)
Lineage: Eukaryota; Metazoa; Chordata; Mammalia; Monotremata; Tachyglossidae
Product: olfactory receptor 14A16-like
Exons: 6
Coding region: 1-750 (249 amino acids)
Molecular function (GO): olfactory receptor activity; odorant binding
Source: RefSeq, a predicted model, not a curated record